UGUUGAGAUCGACAUAAUGCAAAUUGCAUCAUCGUUGCUAAAGAAGGAAUACUUAAAUGAAGUAAAAUAUUUCCUAGUGCUGCAGCUUUUGUUUGGCGUUGCUCGUGUACAAUAUUAAGUGAAUUGUGAUGUGCUACUCAAGAGAAAGAAAAGGAAAGAAAAGAAAAACAUACAAAAUAGGACGAGGAAAAGUUAACAAUAGUUAUUUUCACAUUCGUUCUGCUCAUAAAAUCAGUGGAAUCAACAUUUUCUAGAUUUUCCUCACUAUUUCGAACAGAGUUGGUUUCAUGUCUUUGCUGUUCAAUUGCAGGACAUUGGCUGCUGCUGCAUACAUAAGCAGUCUGUAAAAUAAUGAGAUCCAACUCAGAUUCACAGCAUUUAAUGCUAUAUUUUUUUACAACAAUGAGAUUUUAUUUGUGAAGCAAUAAAAUGAAUUUGAAAGGAAGAAGUGAGGAAAAGCAUUUAAACUGCAUCAAUGCUAAAAAGAAAUGGAAUUGCCAAUACGAAAUGAACAUGACUUUAUCCGGAUACACCAUUAAAUUGCUAAGUUUACAUUCAUCCAAAGGAUAUAAAUGCAAAUUAAAAUACAAUUAAAUAGCGACUGUACCAGUAAAAUUAGUGAAAAUGUGGUGCAAAAAAUACUUGCGGCAUCUAACUCACGUCAAAAUGAAACAGAUCAUGACUGGAUGUACAUUCAAGUGUCCUCAACAUCAUAUUGUAAAAUAGUAAAUAGUCAUAACUAUCAUCAUCAUCAUGGGCAUCAGUGGUCGUUGUGUUCAGUAGAUAAAUUAAAAUUAAAUUUCAUCUAUUUAUUUGUGAGAAUAUUUUUACUCGACAAUGACUGGUGGCCAUUUUACAGUCGAUUAUUGCAGCUUAUUCACAUGUCCAAUAAUCGACAAUAUCAUCAACAAUGUGAAAGAUUUCAAUCACCUGCAGCAACAGAUAUUGUAACAAUAUUCUACAAAUACAGUCAUCAUCAAUCGUCGUUGUCGUCGUCGACAAUGUAUGGAGGAGCAUCGAAUAAAAAUUUAAUGAUCAAUAAAAGUUUCAUUUCCUUUUUGCAUCUCAAGACAACGUCAACAUUUUAUAUGAAAUUCUAUAAAAUUUUAUUGAAUUUAUUUUAUGGACAUUUUAACAGUCAAAUGUUGUUUCAUUAUUUGUGGUAUCAGCAGCAGCAUCUAGCAGCAUUCAAUCUGGAUAAUAGUGUUAAUGAAUUUUGUGAUUUGAGUACAAAUAGUGAAAAUCUUUUAUUUAUUAUAAAUGAAAAUGAUAAUAAUAAUGUUAAAUGUAUAAAAAAUAAUAAUAAUAAUAACAACAAGAACAUAAUAUAUGUCAAACAUGGAAUUGAGUAUCAUCGUUACGUAGUCAAAUCAACAACAUCAUCGUUAACGACUGAAAAGCUACGAAAUGGCUUAAGGACAUUAAAUUUUUUCUAUGGAAUUUUAUUGAUACAACGUCAUCUACUAUUAUGCAACAAUUACGAAUUUAGUAAUAAUCAGUGUGAAAGAAUCAACAAUUUAAUAAUGAGACAUCAGAUUUUAAGACAAUUGCUUGCACAUAAUCAAAUUGUGUUGUAUAUAACAUCGAUAUGCCAUUAUUCUCUUACAUUAAAAUUUUAUACAACUGACAGAUCGACACUCUCAAUUGAAAAUGGUAUUGCGGCUAUUACAACGAGUAGUAAUCAUAAACUGAAAAUGUCACAGGAUGAUAAUGACAAGUGCUAUCAUCAGCAGCAUCGAAACAGUCGCCAUAACGAGGAAGAGAAUGAAAAAUUUUCAAAUUACUUUCAGCACUUUCCACAUCGUCCAGUAUUUCGUUCAAAUGAUAGCGUUAAAAGCCAUUUGAAUGCAAUUCUAUUUCUCAUCAUUCUAUGUAUACCACUGCUAACAACAGCGGCAGCAUCAAGUGUUCAUAAUUUAAAAUAUAGUACGAAUGUAGUCAAAACCAAGUAUGGUCCGAUACGUGGCAUUGUGAUGAGACAGAAUCCGACUGUGGAGGGGUAUUUGGGAGUGCCCUACGCAACGCCACCGUUGGGCAGCCUAAGAUACAUGCCCCCAGUGACACCUUCAACAUGGAAAAAUACACGCUUAGCUGAUCAUUUUGCACCAGUAUGUCCGCAAACCGUGCCUGUUACUGAUACGGGAAUGGAAGCAUUGUUGGAAAUGCCAAGGGGACGUUUAGCACAGCUUCGUCGAAUGAAACCUUUGUUGGCAAAUUACUCAGAGGACUGUCUCUAUCUCAAUAUGUAUGUUCCACGUGAAGAUGAAUCAGGUGCCUCAAUAGAUAAGCCAAUGGCAACAUUAGUGUACAUUCAUGGAGAGUCAUACGAAUGGAAUUCUGGAAAUUUAUAUGAUGGAACUGUACUUGCUGCCCAUAGCAACAUAAUUGUUGUAACAAUAAAUUUUCGUUUAGGCAUUCUCGGAUUUUUAAAAACUGGCACAAAGGCAUCAUCUCAGGGAAAUUUUGGAUUAAUGGAUCUGGUUGCUGGCUUACAUUGGCUACGUGAAAACUUGCCAGCAUUUAAUGGCAAUCCAAAUAUGGUGACGCUAAUGGGACAUGGCCAUGGUGCUGCACUUGCAAAUAUUUUGAUAGUUUCGCCCGUAGCUAGUGAUUUGAUACAUCGUACAAUCUUGAUAAGUGGCUCAGCGUUAUCACCAUGGGCAAUACAGCGAGAUCCAUUGACGAUAAAGAAAAAGGUCGCAACUGAUACGGGUUGCCAUGGAGAUUUAUUAGACGAUGAUAUAGCACCGUGCUUAAGGAAGAAGUCCAUAUCAGAUUUGUUAGCUAUCAAAUUAGAUCCACCAAGAUUUCUGCCGGGUUUUGCCCCAUUCGUUGAUGGAACAGUUAUCGUUAAUCCUGCCAUAACGCCCAUCACGCCAAUUACGAUACCGAUGGGCGCAGCAAUUGCUGGCCCCGCCGGUAUCGAGUUAGCUGAUUUUCCCACGCGUCAACUGCUGUUUGCUGUGACAUCAAUAGAAUCAUAUCUCGACUUCAGUGCACAAGACUUAGAAUUUGGUUUUAACGAAACACGAAGAGAUCGUAUAUUACGAACGUAUGUUAGGAAUGCUUAUCAUUUUCAUUUGAAUGAAAUAUUUUCGGCCUUAAAAAAUGAAUACACAUACUGGGAACAGCCGCCCAGAAAUCAAUUGGGAUCGAGAGAUGCUGCCUUAGAGUUAUUGAGUGAUGGACACACAGUUGCGCCACUUGUACGAUUGGGUUAUUUACACAGUCUACGAGGUGGAAAGUCGUAUUUUAUGCAAUUUAAGCAUCGAACGAGCGAACGAGAUUUUCCACAGAGAUUUGGAACUGUACGUGGCGAAGAUGUGCCUUUCUGUUUCGGACUUCCAAUGACACCACUAUUUUCAUACAAUUACACGCAGCAAGACAUUCAAACUAGUAGAAUAUUAAUUCAUUAUUUGGCCAAUUUCAUAAAAACAGGGAAUCCCAAUGGUGAUGCAACGCCCUCAAAUAAGCAUUCAAUUGAAAUGGAUUCAUUGAAGCGAUUAGGUAGUACCAGUCAUUUAGUCGAAUCAUUACCAGCACCAUCGUCAUUACAAUCAUCAUCUGAUUUAUUGAUGUCUUCCCAAUUACUCCAUCAACAAGAGCCAAAUCAUGAGAAUCAACACCACAUAGACAUGUUAAAUAUUAGUAGUGCGAUAAGUAGGAACGUAAAUAUUGAUAAUGACAUCAGAAGCGGAAGCGUUGGAACUAGCAUUAUUGAGAAAGGAAAUGUUGAUAAUGAUAAGAUUGUUCUCGAGUCCAUACAAAGUCAGCAACAUCAAACGCAAUUCAUUUAUCACGCCUUAUCAUCCACAACUAAUCGACAUCGUAGAUCAUUAACAGGCGGCAUUGGAAGUAGUGACUUUAAGCAACAUCUCAUGAAACGAUAUAUUGUCAAAAGAAAUUUCCCAAAUAAUCAGUUAUCGAAAUCAACUGACGAUAUGAAUGAGGACGAUAGUAAUGAAAUAGAAUUGGAUGGAAUUGAUGAUGGAGAGAAUGAUGAUUAUGUUAAGGGAGAGGAUGAGGAGGAAGAGGAGAGUGAUGGAGAAAAUAAUAAAAAUGGUCAGCAUGAUCGUUUAGAUGAUGAUAAUAAUGAAAGUGAUUUAGUAAAAUCGAAAAUGGAUGUUCCAUACUGGGAUGCCUAUGAUACCGUAAAUCAAUUAUUUCUUGAGAUGAAUAUGAAGCCUGCUAUUAAAAAUCAUUAUCGCGGUCAUAAAUUAUCAAUGUGGCUGAGUCUCAUACCGCAAAUUCAUUCACCUGGAGAUUCACCGGAUCUAUCAAUGCGCCAUCAUCAUUUCAUCGAGGAAAAUCCUCAAUUUUAUGACGGUAAAGUGCGAUUACAGAGAUUAGAACGUCCGACUGUCAUUAAAAUCAGUGCACCGUUAACAACAGCUACUCCUAAACAUAAGACUGAAAAAACACCAUCUCCUUUAAUGCCAUCAAUGACAACUGAAUGUCCAUCAAAUACCACAAUUGUUCCGACACUGGCAGCAACUCGUCCACAUCAGAAUCAGGAUAAUAAUAGCAACAAUAGCUUAUUUAGACGAUUGACAAGCAACAGCCAAUAUCAAAGCUAUGCAACGGCCUUAACUGUAACAAUUGCUGUCGGAUGUUUUUUAUUGCUAUUGAAUGUUUUCAUCUUUGCUGCAAUAUAUUAUCAACGUGAGAAGCGAGCGACAUAUACGAAGAAAAAAGAGGAAUUGACUGAGGCGGAGCAUCAUCAUUCGUCAUCAUCACCAAGUCUUGAGCGAUAUCAGCAGAAAGGUAGUCGUAAGUCAAGUUUACAAAGCGUAUCUGGUACGACUUUUGGUGAAUAUAGCUGUUAUGAUGAGAAAAUACGAUGCAAAGAGAAACGAGCUCUCGUUGAUUUGUGCACCGUUGAAUUGCCAAUGCAAAAAUAUAAAUAUUCGCCACCAUGUGGAAGUACAACUGGAAGUAUACGACGAUCAAUCACGCCCGAGAAUUAUGGACAUAAACAUACGAUGAUGGAUUCAACAACACAAGAUAGUUACACAAUAUUACCGACAUACUCAACACCGCAGAUUAAUGAUUCAAAUAAUCUUGUUACAUACCGUUCCGUAAUUGUACCGAAAGCUGAAUUAUGUAAUCAAGCGACACAAGCCGACUCCCCACCGAGAGUGCACGAUGCAAGCACAAUUGUUGAUGAGAACGAUCAAGAUUUAAAUCCCAUAGAUAAUUUACCAGUGGAUAUACCACCACCACCACGUUCAUCCCUACAAUCGGGUAUUUUGCGGCAAGGAAGUAACGCACCAACAACUCCCGGCACCGCAAAGAAACGUGUACAAAUUCAAGAGAUUUCUGUUUAAAAUUUUUUUUAAAUGUUAGUUCCAGUUCCUUCUCAUCAUCAUCAUUGAAAUUCUAUUCAAAAAUGAAAAAUUUUGUUUAUAAACUUUUCUUGUUGCCGCAAAAUUGACCAGAAUGUAUGAUGCAUGCCAGCAAAAAAAGAACUUAAUUAGUAAGAGAGAAAGUUUGCUGAUGAAGAGCUUUUUGGAA
Molecule: messenger RNA, 5514 nt
Organism: Chironomus riparius
Lineage: Eukaryota; Metazoa; Arthropoda; Insecta; Diptera; Chironomidae
Source: the annotation of a GenBank genome assembly